Molecule: messenger RNA, 5173 nt
Organism: Zootoca vivipara (common lizard)
Lineage: Eukaryota; Metazoa; Chordata; Lepidosauria; Squamata; Lacertidae
Source: RefSeq, a predicted model, not a curated record
AGGACUGCUUUAAUUAAAACCUUUAAAAUUACAUAUUUAUGCUCUGUUGAACCCCACACUUCAGUUUGCUCCCUGAGAAAGAGCAAGGUGCAUUAUUCUGCUUCUGUCUCAACUGUUCUGACAUUCCACUGGCAAAAAUUAAAAUGAUAAUGGUCUCAAGUCAUUACAGCAACUUUGCUUUCCCACCCAAUCACAAGAGAAGGAUGAAGUAUUAAUUUUGAACUCUUAAGAGUGUGCGUACAUGCACACACCUUCAGAUGGCUUUUGGUUUCAUAGACGUCAACUGAUGUGUUUGAAAGCCACAGGAAAAUCUCUUUUAAGAUACCUACUAUAUAAAGAGCAAAAGGGAAAGUAACAUGCCACAAGGUAAAAAGCUGGUCGCCUGACAAUACUCAACAGGACAUUUAACCAACUUCUUCAAUGCUUUUUGGACUACAAAACAGAAGGACCAACACAGACCUGGAAAAACACUGAGGGCAAAAGAAGUGUGAGCAGUUAACUAGAGGGCAGAAGCAACUCACAAAGGAGGGCAGCUGCUUCUAGUAGUGCAGGUAUGGUAGCACUCAGAGGUAUUACAAGUUGUUCCACUGGGGAACCUAUAUCAUACCCCUCUGCCUGCAUAAGUUGAGUGAGUUGAGUUUUGAACUUAUGCUCCAGGCAAUCCAAAUUGUGCUGGGAGCUUCUGAGCAGGUUGGCCAUGCUAGUCUCCCUCUGUGCAGUCACACUAUCCUCUGCAUUGCAGCGGUACCUCGGUUUACGAACUUAAUCCAUUCCGGAAGUCCGUUCUUAAACCAAAGCCGUUCUUAAACAGAGGAGCGCUUUCCCUAAUGAGGCCUCGUGCCGCCGGUGCCCUUCCACUGUUCGGCUUCCGUUCAUAGACCGAAGUAAAGUUCGCUGCCGGAACACUAUUUCCAGUUUUGCGGAGUUGAUAUACUAAAUAGUUGGUAAACAGGGCUGUUCUUAAACUAAGGUGCCACUGUAGUUUUGUUGGCUAGUUAUAUAAACUAGGUUCCUUUACUAACUAUCUCUGAAAUUGAUGGCAUACCUGUGGUAUAAUAUUUGUGCAUUUCAAAAGACUGCACUAAAAAUCACUUCCACUUACAGCCAAAGCUCUUGAAAAAAAAUGUAGAUUGAUACACACACAUUUUAUUGCUGUAAAAUUGCCAACAUUAACGAUUCCAGCAUUUAACCUAGUUCUGUUUGUACACCAACAGCUCCACAACAACUGGAGAAGGCAAACAUCUAUGAGAUGUAUCAAAUGGAAGCUGAAGGUUCACUGUUCUUCAUCUGGAAAUCAUUACUGCAUUUCAUUUCUUAGAAAUGUUAAAAAUAACCACUUCCUCUUCAGUGUGCAUGGCUCUAGCAAUGGUUUCUACCAGUACAUCUACAAAACAGAUCUUGCUGCAAAAAAAUCAGACCAUCAAACUAUGGAAAUGUUCUUGGCAAAUAUGGUUUUCUUGCAUCUUAAUUAAAACCUCCUAUGCCUAGGGAUGUUUGAGAAUACCAAAUAAAACAAAAAGAGAAGCAGUGUUCCACUUAUUUGUCCCAUUUCUGGGACAAUUAAGUCUGCAAUCAGCCCCACUAACUAACUAAAAAGGAAAUGCUUUGGAGCAGGCACGUCCAACUCCCAAGAGACUGGGAUCUACUCCCAGUAUAAAAAAACUGGCAGUGAUCUACCCAUUGUCAUUGGACGGGAAAGGAGCAUGUGUGGGGUGGGUGGAUUGCCCAGAGUUGUUGAGCCCAGAGUUGUUGAGCUAUUUUAGGGGUAGGAUUGCCCAGAGUUAUUCAGCUUUUAUUUGUUAACCUUUGGUAAACUUUAUUUAAUCCCUGUGUGAGUGCCUGGAGGCGGUUGGAGGAUGGAUGGCAGCUAACAGAUUGAGGUUGAAUCCUGACAGGACAGAAGUACUGUUCGUGGGGGACAGGAGGCGGGCAGGUGUGGGGGACUCCCUGGCCCUGAAUGGGGUAACUGUGCCCCUGAAGGACCAGGUGCGCAGCCUGGGAGUCAUUUUGGACUCACAGCUGUCCAUGGAGGCACAGGUUAAUUCUGUGUCCAGAGCGGCUGUCUACCAGCUCCAUCUGGUACGCAGGCUGAGACCCUACCUGCCUGCAGACUGUCUCGCCAGAGUGGUGCAUGCUCUAGUUAUCUCCCGCUUGGACUACAGUCGUACCUCGGGUUACGACCACCUCGGGUUACGAACAAUUCGGGUUACGAACUGCGCAACCCCGGAAGUGUUUUCGCCGCGCAUGCACAGAAGCGGCACGCGCGAUCUGCGCAUGCGCAAAGCAUGAAAAUCGCGAAAAUAGCGCUUUGCGCAUGCGCAAAAUGGCACUUCGGAUCACGUUCGAGUUACGAACUUUUCGGGUUACGAACUGCGAUCCGGAAAGGAUCGUGUUCGUAACCCGAGGUAUUACUGUACUGCAAUGCACUCUACGUGGGGCUAACUUUGAAGGUGACUCGGAAACUACAACUAAUCCAGAAUGCGGCAGCUAGACUGGUGACUGGGAGUGGCUGCCGAGACCACAUAACAUCAGUCUUGAAAGAUCUACAUUGGCUCCCGGUAAGUUUCCGAGCACAAUUCAAAGUGUUGGUGCUGACCUUUAAAGCCCUAAAUGGCCUCGGUCCAGUAUACCUGAAGGAGCGUCUCCACCUCCAUCAUUCUGCCCGGACACUGAGGUCCAGCACCGAUGGCCUUCUGGCGAUUCCCUCGUUGCAAGAAGCCAAGUUGCAGGGAACUAGACAGAGGGCCUUCUCGGUGGUGGCGCCUGCCCUGUGGAACGCCCUCCCAACAGUUGUCAAAGAGGAAAACAACUACCAGACUUUUAGAAGACAUCUGAAGGCAGCCCUGUUCAGAGAGGCUUUUAAUGUUUAAUAGAUUACUGUGUUUUAUUUUUCUGUUGGAAGCCACCCAGAGUGGCUGGGGAAACCCAGCCAGAUGGGCAGGGUAUAAAUAAAUUAUUAUUAUUAUUAUUAUUAUUAUUAUUUAUUAUUAUUAUUAUUAUUGAUAAGGGUCCCGUGAUCUACCAGGAUCAGCCAGGGAACUACCAGUAGAUCAUGAUCUAUUGGCUGGACAUGCCUGCUUUGGAGUAAAUGCAUUUCUCAUAUGAAUGCAGCAUCACACUGAAUAGAUUUGUCAAAAAGUUGCUUUAAACAUUUAAAAAAGGUAUGUGUACCAUUUGCUGGGCCCAAUAGAAGCUAUAGCCCCAAACAUCUGGCAGGCACCAGAAUGGGGAAAGAUGCUCCUGAGCGUCUUAAGCAGGCAUCCCCAAACUCAGCCCUCCAGAUGUUUUGGGACUACAACUCCCAUCAUCCCUAGCUAACAGGACCAGGGGUCAGGGAUGACAGGAAUUGUAGUCCCAAAACAUCUGGAGGGCCGAGUUUGGGGGUGCCUGUUCUUAAGAAUAGCUACAGAUUUGGUUAGAUACUGUAUGACACUAUUGCUUACAGAAACUCUUGUUUGUUUGUUUCUCUUUCUUUCCCUCACUUCCAACUACAGGUUUUGUCUCUCAGAAAAGGUGCACAUACUUUGCCUCUCCUGUGAAGCAUUUAAGAUGCACAUAACCAAUUCCUCAGGUUGCAAUGUUUAUUCUGCAAUGGAGCCAUUUCCUUAUUUUUAUUACUUGAUAUUUCUUAUUGGGUUCAUCGGGAGCUGCUUUGCCCUGUGGACCUUCCUGAAGGCAGAGCAGCAUCGCAGAUGCAUGAGCGUCUACUUAAUUAACCUGCUAACAGCAGAUUUUUUGCUAACCCUUGCCUUGCCGGUGAAAAUCGCUGUUGAUUUAGGAGUUGCUCCCUGGAAACUGAAAAUAUUCCACUGCCAAGUCACAGCUUGCCUCAUCUAUAUCAACAUGUACUUAUCCAUCAUAUUCUUGGGAUUUGUAAGCAUGGACCGUUGCCUUCAGUUAAUACACAGCUGCAAGAUCUAUCGCAUCCAGGAGCCUGGCUUUGCUAAGAUGAUAUCAGCAGUAGUCUGGACAAUGGUUCUAUUUAUCAUGGUGCCAAACAUGGCAAUUCCAAUCAAAGAAAUCAAAGAAACGGCCAAUGUGGGCUGUAUUGAUUUCAAAACGACGGUGGGAAGAGAUUGGCAUGUUUUCACUAAUUUCAUUUGUUCUGCAAUAUUUCUCAAUUUUUCCGCCAUAGUGCUUAUUUCUAACUGCCUUGUGAUCAGAUUACUCUAUCGAAACAGAUACAACGUGAGCUACGACAAUGUGAAGAAAGCUCUGGUGAACAUAUUCUUAGUCACUGCAAGCUACAUCAUAUGCUUUCUUCCUUACCAUAUUGUCCGGAUCCCGUAUACUCUGAGUCAAAGCAAAGCUAUAACCACAGACUGCUCUCUCAGGCGAACGCUCUUCAAAGCAAAAGAAUCCACCCUACUACUUGGUGUGUCAAAUCUCUGUUUUGACCCAAUUUUGUAUUUUUACCUUUCAAAGACAUUUAGACUGAAUGUGACAAAGGCUUUUGGGUCACGUAAAGAAAAUAAUACUCUCCCAGGAAAUGCAUUAACAGAGACAGCACUUUGAUGUUUCAGUCGAGACUGCAGACCUUUCUAGACAAUUUAUUGCACAUUAAAAAAUACAUUGCCCCCACCCCACCCCAACUAGGGCACACAAUCUCUCCAUCUUUCCUCCAGGUAGAGCUUCAGUUGCGAAGGCACUGCAUUUUCUGAGAAAUUGCUAAGGGAAAGAAGCAAUAUCCCCACCCCAAGAUACAAUAUUCAUUACACCGUAGAAUUUGGUUGCACAUGUGUCACAAGCAGUUGUCACAUUCUGUUUCUGAAGAGUGAUAUGCAAUGAUAGUCACCAGGGCCGUCUUAAGGUCAUCGGGCGCCCUGGUGCAGGGAUCCCUCGGGCGCCCCCCCCACUCUUAAAAAAAGAGGAAAACUCUUACCUGGCGGGCCGGGCAGCAUGAGCCUCACGGUGGCCCCUGCACCUCAUAGCAGGACCGCGCUGUCCCGGAGGCCGCCUGCCUGUCCGAUGCCGCCAGAUUGAGUGGGGGAGGGGGCACCGCUGCUCCGCGCGACCUUCCUCCCUUCUCCCAGCGGAGCGGGGUGCCUGGGCAGGCUGGGCCACGGCAGGUUCCUUCCCGCCAACAGGGCGCUCUGUUUCAUUGGUAGAGGUGCUGCCAUGUGGCGUCACCUCUACCAAUGAAACGCACCUCUACCAAUGAAACGCAGGAAAA